Messenger RNA from Drosophila mojavensis, 514 nucleotides. It is a transcript of the gene BomBc1, whose product is annotated as bomanin Bicipital 1. Lineage: Eukaryota; Metazoa; Arthropoda; Insecta; Diptera; Drosophilidae. Gene Ontology annotation, biological process: defense response. The transcript has 3 exons. The record is from RefSeq and is a predicted model, not a curated record. Bases 38 to 361 code for a protein of 107 amino acids.
UAUAUAAAGCCGUUCCGUUCGUCUCAUUGCUGAACAGAUGAAAUUCACAUUUGCAAUGCGCUUAUUUGCUUGUGCUCUACUCUUUGCUGCUUUGCUGGCCAUGGCAACAGCUGAUGUUGUCAUCAAUGGCGUCUGUCAGGAUUGCUCGCCGCCUGAUGCUGAGACUUUAGUGGUGGGCGAUCGGGUGUACAAGGGUCGCCCCGGACAAGGCACUGUCUAUAUCAAUGGCCAGAGUGGGCGUGGCAGUGGCAGUGCAGCCGGUGACAGACCCUAUGUGGUGCCCGAGGGCUAUAGCGGACGUGUGCCAGGCGGCUCCUACGUCCACAACUCCGACUGCAAUGGCUGCGACAUUCGCGGCUAAAUUUCACUGUAUUUGCAUGCCAAGUUGUGCUUUUGAUGGGUAUGCAGAAGGGAUAUACAUGGGAUAUAUAUAUGUUUGACUAGCUGCAAUUUAAAGAGCUUAUGUUAGUGAAAGAAACCAAAAAGAAGCCAACAAGAAGAAGCUUUAAAAAGC